AUGACGAGUUCAUUAGAAACAGCACUAUUAUGUCCAAUCAGUUUACAAUUAUUUCACGACCCUGUCAUGGCUGAAGAUGGUCAUACAUAUGAACGAACAGCUAUUAUGGAGUGGAUUCGUUUGAAUGGAAAAAGCCCUAUUACACGACAGCCGUUGAGUAUUUCGGGUUUGCGUCCUAAUUAUGCUAUUAAGAAAGUGGUAGCUGAUUUCGAAAACAAUAUUCAAAGUAAAGACUAUAAAUUUAAAAUGGGUAUUGAUGUUAGACGUGAUAAACGAGCACUUUUUCAAUCUUUUGGUAAAAGAAUCUAUAAAGCUGACUGGAUUACACAAGAACAACGACCUCCAGUCAUCAUACUACAAAUUGAAGGAGCGCGUGCUCAAAAAGAAGCUUCAUUUUAUGUUAAACUCAGUCGGCAUUCACAUAUUGUACGAACAUAUGGACUUGUUGAAGAUGUUGUACCAAGUACUACAUCAGUUAUGUUAUUACAAGAAUAUGCAUCUGAAGGAAGUCUUUAUGAAUUAUUGGCUUAUCAGCAAGAAUUGCCAAAUGAUAAAAUCCUUAAGGAAAUAUUUAUUCAAAUUAGCGACGCUAUGACCUUUCUUACUCUCAACCAAAUUGUACAUGGAGAUCUGGCAUGUCGGAAUGUGCUCGUAUUUCGUUUUGAUCCAAAUGAAGCCAAACGUAAUUAUGUGAAGCUAACUGAUUUUGGGUUAAGUCGAUUUAGUUCAAUCUACUCAUCUGCUGCUGGUGUUAUUUCAACAACUACAAUUCAUAUCGUUCCAACGCGUACAGUGGCGCCUGAAAUUCUUGAAAACAAUUGUCAAAUAUCCUAUACCGAAAAAUCCGACAUGUAUUCGAUGGGUAUGCUCAUGAUCGAGGCAUAUAAUAAAGGUACAAUCCAUUGGUCUCAUAUUGCCAAUGAUGAUGCUGUUCGUACGCAAGUUUUGGCUGGCAAUCGACCGUCGUGUCCGACAAAAUGUCCACAUGACCUUUGGACAACAAUUUGCAUGUGUCUAUCACAGACACCAGCUGAAAGACCGACUUUUUAUGAUUUACGAGACAAUUUGACCGAUUUCACGAAUGAUCCCAGUACAGAAGUACUAGCAACAAAUGUUUCAUCUUUAACUCCAACGCUACUCACCCGAUCUAAUAGACCUACUCACCACAUCCAUCAGACCUACUCGCAUAAUACAACAAAAUCGUCUUCAUACCUUCACAGACGCACUAAUAAUACAACUAUUUCAACUACAAUUACUGAUCUACCACCUGUAACUCCGCCACCAACACCUUCUGUUUUACCACCCAUUCCACGCAAAUCGAAUUCAACAUCAUCCAUACCGACGAUUAGUCCUGAAACAUUUGUACGACCAUCCAGUCCAACGAUUCAUGACUCACCGCCUACAGUAGAAUCAUCAACACGUAUUCAACGUUGUCUACCUUCUAUUCAAAUUGAACCAUCCGAUGGAACAGAUAAUCAUCAUGAAGAUUUAUUCGACUCCCUGACGCCACUCACCAAGCAAGCUGACAAGCGAAAUGUUUUAGUUCAUUCGAGGGCUUCCGCAAAUGUUACAAGUGCAAUCAAAGAAAAGACAAAUCCUAAAGUGAAACAAGCUUCAUAUGUACCAUCUGCAUCAACUGAUCCAGUGAAUAGUGUUUCCAAUGAUCAAACAUCUCAAAUACGCCAGGUGUCCAGUUUCCAUGGUAUUGCAACAAGCGGUAUAUUCAACAUUAUUAUAACUAUGAAUACAACAAAGCCAGAAAGUGUUAUGCUUGUGAGUGAUCAACCUAAAUUAUUUGAAAAAAUUGAAACAUCUGUAUCCUUGGGUAUUCUACGCAUUCAAGUGCCUGGUAAUAGUUCAUCAUCAAGUAAGACAUAUCAUAAAUAUGCAUCAACUUCUACACAUACACGCUCGACAAGUGAGCGACGUUUUAGAGGCAAAACGGAUGUGCAUAUAAAUGCUCAUCGCUUAAGCAGCUUAAAAAUGAAUGGAAUGGAAUCGGUUGAAGUAUCUGGUGCUGGUAUCAAUGCUGAUGUAUUCGACCUUGAAUGUAGUGGUUUUAAUUCAAUUUAUGGCACCAUACAUGUUAAACAGCUUAUUGCUAAUAUUCGUGGUUUUGCCAAUGUGCAUUUAAUGGGUAGAGCUGACACUAUUACAAUAACAGUUGCUGGUAGUAGUAAAUUUCAAGGUCUUGAUUUACUAACAAAAGUAGCUAAUGUAACUAUUCAUGAUGACUGUUACGCUGAAAUUAAUUGCGAGCAGACCAUGAGAGUUGAUAUAUCGGAUGACGAUGAUGGAAAAAUUGUAUACAAGGGCAAUGCAAUUGUAACUCGAUCUUCCGGUGUAUCAGGAGGGAUAAUUCAAAAAAUUGAUUAA
Molecule: messenger RNA, 2376 nt
Organism: Rotaria sordida
Lineage: Eukaryota; Metazoa; Rotifera; Eurotatoria; Philodinida; Philodinidae
Source: the annotation of a GenBank genome assembly